AGACAAUGUCGGACUCCGUAGUUUUCUCUGGACCCCUCCCCAAUGUGACCAGUGAUGACAUGUAUAGCCGCAUGUCGUCAUUCCACCGCUGGCUGUCGAGGUGGUGUCCAGCAAACGAUGUGGGCUUCACUGAUAACUGGAAGCCUUUUUGGGGAAAACCUGGUCUGAUUAGGAGAGACGGCAUCCAUCCCACUUUGGAUGGAGCAGCUCUCUUAUCUAGAAAUAUGGCGAAGUUUAUUUCUAAAACCUGACAGUCCAGAUUUAGGACCAGGAAGCAGAGCUGCUGUCUUACACACUUCUCUGCUCUUUCUUUAGAACAGUCACCCACCCAAAACCCCAUAGAGACUGUGUCUGUCCCCCGACCACCUAAAUUAUUUAAAGAAAUAAAAACAGGAGUUCAACAUAAAAAUCUAAUAAAAAUUAAAACUAACUCCUCAGUAGCACAAAAUAAGAGAAUGAAAUGUGGGCUGUUAAAUAUCAGGUCUCUGUCCUCUAAAGCUGUUUUAGUGAAUGAAUUAAUAUCAGAUUAUGAUAUUGAUUUACUUUGUCUUACUGAGACCUGGUUGUCCCACGAGGAGUAUGUUAGCCUAAAUGAAUCCACCCCCCCAGUCAUAUUAAUACUCACAUUCCUCGAGGCACUGGCCGAGGAGGUGGAGUGGCAGCCAUAUAUGAUUCGAGCGUUUUAAUGGACCCUAAACCUAAACUAAAUUAUAAUUCAUUUGAAAGCCUUGUUCUUAGUCUUUCUCACCCAAACUGGAAAACACUGCAGCCAGUUCUAUUUGUUAUAGUGUACCGUGCUCCUGGACCGUACUCUGAUUUUAUAUCUGAAUUCUCAGAGUUUUUAUCAAGUUUAGUCCUUAAAUCAGAUAAAGUAAUUAUUGUAGGUGAUUUUAAUAUUCAUGUGGAUGUUGACAAUGACAGCCUUAGUAAUGCAUUUAUAUCAUUAAUAGACUCAAUUGGCUUCUGUCAGAGUGUAAAUAAACCAACUCAUUGUUUUAAUCACACUCUUGACCUUGUUUUAUCAUAUGGCAUUGAUAUUGAACAUUUAAUAGUCUUCCCACAUAAUCCUUUCCUAUCUGACCAUUAUUUAAUAACUUUUGAAUCUAUAUUAUUAGAUUAUAAGCCAUUAGGCAAAACUUCCUACAGCAGAUGUCUAUCUGACAGUGCUGUAGCUAAAUUUAAGGAGGAGAUUCCUUCAGUGUUUAAUUCAAUGCCAUGUCUGAAUUUAACAGAGUCCUAUAACGACUUUAGUCCCUCUGAAAUUGAUAAUCUUGUCGAUAGUGCUACAGGCUCACUACGAUCAACAUUAGACUCUAUCGCUCCUAUAAAAAGGAAAUUAUUAAAACAUAGGAGACUAGCACCUUGGUAUAACCACCAAACCCGCCAGUUAAAGCAAAUAGCUAGGAAAUCUGAAAGGAAAUGGCGCUCUUCCAAAUUAUCAGAAUAUCGCUCAAAUUGGCAAGAUAAUCUUAAAACCUAUAGAAAGGCCCUCCGUAAUGCCAGAGGAGCCUAUUACUCAGCACUAAUAGAAGAAAAUAAGAAUAACCCUAGGUUCAUCUUCAGCACUGUAGCCAGGCUGACAGAGUCACAGCUCUAUUGAGCCACAUAUCCCCAUAAACUUAAGUAGCAAUGACUUCAUGAGCUUCUUCUAUAAUAAAAUUAUUACUAUUAGAGAAAAAAUUAAUCACCAACUGCUAUCAACAGUUAUCAGUGGCUCUCCAAGUUCAGGGACUUCUGUCAAUGUAAACUUAGAUAUAUAUUAAGACUGUUUUUCCGCUAUCGAUCUUCAUCAGUUAACUUCAAUCAUUUCUUCAUCGAAGCCAUCAACCUGUCUAUUAGACCCGAUCCCAACUAGGCUGCCCAAAGAAGUUGUUCCCUUAAUUGGCACUUCUUUACUGGAUAUGAUUAAUCUUUCUUUAUUAUCAGGAUAUGUACCACAGUCCUUUAAAGUAGCUGUAAUUAAACCCCUUCUUAAAAAGUCCACUCUUGACCCAGGGGUUUUAGCCAACUAUAGACCGAUUUCUAACCUCCCCUUCCUCUCUAAGAUUCUGGAGAAAGUAGUCGCCAAAGAGUUGUGUGACUUUCUACAUAACAAUAGUUUAUUUGAGGACUUUCAGUCAGGAUUUAGAGUUCAUCAUAGCACAGAGACAGCUCUGGUUAAAGUUAAUAAUGACCUUCUGACUGCUUCUGACAAUGGACUUGUCUCUGUACUUGUAUUAUUAGAUCUUAGUGCUGCAUUUGACACCAUUGACCAUAAUAUUCUUUUGGAGAGACUUGAGCAUCAAAUUGGCAUUAAAGGAACUGCACUAAGCUGGUUGAA
Messenger RNA from Dicentrarchus labrax (European seabass), 2320 nucleotides. RefSeq lists its product as uncharacterized. The coding region runs from base 686 to 1600 and encodes 304 amino acids. The transcript is spliced from 2 exons. Gene Ontology annotation, molecular function: catalytic activity. Lineage: Eukaryota; Metazoa; Chordata; Actinopteri; Moronidae. The record is from RefSeq and is a predicted model, not a curated record.